Molecule: messenger RNA, 815 nt
Organism: Cuscuta campestris
Lineage: Eukaryota; Viridiplantae; Streptophyta; Magnoliopsida; Solanales; Convolvulaceae
Source: the annotation of a GenBank genome assembly
CUCGAGAGAGUCUCUCGGGAGGCUGGAUUAGCCACAAGUUGUGGUGAACCAGGGUAAAAUCGGUGUGCCUCUUACUCUUCUCUUUACUUCUCGUUUAUUCAUUUUUUAUUCCUGCGAUUUUUGAUCAAACGCUAUUCACCCCCCUCUAGCGUUGGUCUAUUAUUCUAACAAUUGGUAUCAGAGCCUAACUCGCGUCCAAACUUAACCGUUUGAGAGUAAAGCGAUCAUGGGCUCUUCUUCUAGAAAUCUCUCUGCAGGAAUUGGAGAAGGACAAUCAACCUCUAGGCCACCACUCUUUGAUGGCAGCAACUACUCCUAUUGGAAGGAACGGAUGAGAAUCUAUAUUCGUUCCACCAACUUCCAAUUGUGGUUGGUGAUAAAAAAUGGCGAAGAAAUUCCUAUGAACAAAGUGGGAGAAACCACGGUCCCAAAGACCGAAGACGAAUUUGAUGCCGAGGACAUCAAGAAGGUCGAAAACUAUGCAAAGGUCAUCAAUAUGUUAUAUUGCGCGAUCAACCCCGAUGACUACCGAAAGAUCUCCUGUUGCACAACCGCCAAGGAGAUGUGGGACAAGCUUGAAGUGACGUACGAAGGUACCGAUCAAGUUCGCGAAGCUAAGAUCGACUUUCUCACCCAAGAGUACGAAAUGUUCCGGAUGAAAGAAGGUGAGAAAAUUGAUGACAUGUUCGACCGGUUCUCAAAGAUAAUCAAUGAUCUUCAUGCCCUCAAAAAGACCUACACCAACAAGGAUCUUGUGAGGAAAAUCCUGCGGAGCCUCACACCCGAAUGGAGGUCAAAAGCCGAUGCAAUCUACG